This is a messenger RNA of Trichoplusia ni (cabbage looper), 2061 nucleotides long. RefSeq names its product vesicle-associated membrane protein 7-like. The record is from RefSeq and is a predicted model, not a curated record. The transcript is spliced from 4 exons. Bases 928 to 1821 code for a protein of 297 amino acids. Gene Ontology annotation, biological process: vesicle fusion; exocytosis. Lineage: Eukaryota; Metazoa; Arthropoda; Insecta; Lepidoptera; Noctuidae. Gene Ontology annotation, molecular function: SNARE binding; SNAP receptor activity. Gene Ontology annotation, cellular component: SNARE complex.
AAUGAAAGCGUCAUUUAGAUGAGUUUAUUGAUAAUCGACAUCGAAUCGAUAAUGCUAUCGUAGAUGUGUUUUAUUUUCAGUCAUUGUGUUCUUGGUAAAGGUGGGUUGUUGUUGCUUUUAUAGAUUUUAGAUUUAAAUGAAUAUAAUUUAUUUAACACAAAAAAUCUUAUUUUUUCUUAAGUUUUCAACUGACUUAUUUGUCUGGAUGAUUUUUUACAUUUAAGUUUGGCUCCAAAGUUUGAAUUUUGAAGUCCGUCUUACGAUUUUUGUACCUAAAAAAAUUAUCCCGAACUGGUUCGCUAGGUUAGUUUUAACUUUUAAGUUUUAAGUAUCACCGAUUGUAUCAUCAAUAAAACAUUUAUAUUUAAGAAUUUUUUUUUUUCAAUGAAGCUAAGGCAAACAGAAACAAUACUUAUGACGCCAAAUGCUAAACGAUUUAAACACAACCAAGUUUUGAUAACUACAUUUUCACGCAUGAUUAAUCUGUGGAACAAUUUCAAAUAAAUUGGCAGAAAGACGUUUUUUUUUAAUCCGAGCGUCGAACACGCGGUCGCUGUCUUCCGCACACUCGUCGCGCCAAUUCACAUAUAUCAACUACAGGUGGCGACAUUUUUAGCGUUGAAGACGCGCUUUUAGCUGCAAAAUGACAAGCCAAUAAUUUUAGAUCGCACGGUAUGCGUGCGAUACAUAGGCGGAACACGAAAAAACGAUCAGUUGUGAGUAGACAGUAUGCCAGAAUCCGCCGCGGUUUCACAAUCACGAACGUUAUGUUGAGGUUAAGGUUACCGGUCUGUUUUGGUUUCUCUUGAAUAACGGUUCAUAAAUUUAACUUUUUAUGUGAUGAGUUUCUACGUAACAAAAAAUAAUAAAUAAAUACAAAGUUUUCUUUUAGUUCAAUUAUAUAGUGAAGUGAAAGUCGUGUGCAAAAUGCCUAUUCUAUUCAGUGCAGUGGCCUGUGACAGUGCUUUGAUAGCGAACUUUGCGUCGUGCGAUGGGAACUUCUUGGAGAUAGCGGAACAAGUGCUGCCAAAGUUACCGGCAAGCAACAAGAUGACAUACUCACACGGAAUAUAUCUACUGCACUAUAUAGCCGAGGAUAAUUAUACAUACUUUUGUAUUACAGACAGACUAUGUCAACGAUCGCGAUCGUUCCUCUUCCUCAAUGAGAUACAACGGCAAUUCGCGGAGAAUAAAGUUGACUUCACAUCAGUAUUGGCGGCUGAGAUGUACCGAUACAGCGAGGACUACAGUACCAUCAAUAUCAGGAAGGGAGAAUUGGAUGAGUUGAAUAAAAUCGGCGUAGGCUGCAGCGAAAGCAUACUAGGAGAGAAGAUAUUAUAUGUUAACAAUCCAGACAACAUUUCAUACAGUACUAUAUCGUACGUUCACGCGACUCCAGAAACAAUAUCCCUAUCCGAAAUACAUCAAGAAACUAAUUCGGAACCAGAAUUAACUUCAGAAGAAAUCACUUUAGAUUCAAUACCAGAUACAGCUUUAGAUCCAGAAGAGAUAGCAGACAAUAUCGUGACGUCAGAGAGAAUAACAGAAGUGAUAGUGAAUCCGGAAAAAAUAACAGAAUCCCUCGCGACAUCGAAAGCUGCGCCUGAGUUUAUCGUGAAUGCAGAGAAGAUAGAGGAUGUCUUAACUCCUAGACUAUACAUUGUGAUCAUAGGAAUGAUGAUUCUAGUCAUAGCAAUGGCCGUGUACGCGUUCGGACCGAUUUCCUGCGCUGUAGUCACAAGUGUCGGCAUUUAUUCACUAUUUCGUUCUUUUGCAAGUUCUAAAGAUAAAUCUUCGCAUUCUGACGCAAAAGAGAAUUGACGUAGUGGAUAGUCAGUAGUGAUUUAUAAUGUGAGUAUUUGUUGUGCAAUUUAGUAUUGCAAGUAGCUGUAUUGCAAAUUACGUCAUAGUUCUUAAGCCAGCGAUUUCUGACACUGAAUAGCAUUUAAUGAAUAGUAUUUAAGAUGUUUUCUCCUUGUGAUGUUUUAAAUGUUUACUUUUACAUAGAAAUAAAUGAGAAUUACGACAGCAAAUAUACUAAUUUUCGUUUCAAAAUAUUAA